[Torrubiella] hemipterigena is the source of this 1136-nucleotide messenger RNA. Lineage: Eukaryota; Fungi; Ascomycota; Sordariomycetes; Hypocreales; Clavicipitaceae. The record is from the annotation of a GenBank genome assembly.
GCUGCACUCACCUUUUUUCCUUUCCCGCGUUGGGAAUGGAGGCUCGUGUCUGACACCCGGCCUCCAAGCUGGCUUCUUUUAUAUAUUCACCUGCCUCACCUCUCCUCCUCUGCCCAUGCUUCCGUUUCCUCCUCAUCGCUACGUUCUUUGUUCCCAGCAAACCUUUUCGACUUUCGUUCCUUUUAGUCAUUCAUUCACUCUUUAAUUCUGAUCGCUCUUUAUUUUCUAUACCGUGGUACAACUCUCGUUUCCUGUGCCCAACACACCCUUGUUCAGCAACACAUCAUCACCAAACGAAACUUCGACUGCUUUAACUAUUCACUUUUGCUUCCCAGCACCUAUUUAAUUCUCUACUUCGCUAGCAUCACUCGCCGGCGACCUCUUAUUAUCGACUCUUUCUCUCGUCACAUUAGACACCUUUUCUUCUGAGCACCGCUGAAUUCUCGUUCGACUGCUCCCUCUCUACACCAACCAAAAAGCACCCAACCGCUUUAAUAAUAUCAACAAAAAUGGAGUCUACUCAGGUCAAGAACAACGUUGUCUUGUUCUGCACUCGUGUUCAGAACAUGUUCCAGCGCUACCGUACCACCAAGCCCAAGAGAACCCUUGAGAUUUCUGCUCCUUUCGAUCUCAAGCUCGAGCCUGUUUCUCUCCCCGGAGUUUCUCAAGAUGAGCUCGCCAUUCUCCGCGACCACGCCGCUGCCAGCCGUGUCGGAACCAUCGAAACCGUUCCCAGCUCAUCUUCUUCCAUGACUUCGUGGGAAUCCCGCCACAACAUCUCUGCCAGCCGCGCUGCUUGGUAGUUGGGCUUAUUUCUAAACGACAUGUCGUGCAUAGUCUAUAAUGUGCACGCCUUUCCACGACAAUGAUGAAAAUAGCCCCAUAUACCCCGACAACACAGCUCACUCCCUGUUCUUGUCAAACCUUCAUACAUUGUCAAACCAUGUUUGGGCUGGUCCUUUUGGUGCGGAACAUGUAUUAUUAUUAUUAAUCAGACGGCGCAAUAUCGAACGAGGUUGACCGGAUUGUGUGCCCAGUCAUGAAAACGGUCGUUUGUUCGGACAACGGUGUACAGGGUGUCAGGUCCCCUAGUUUUGCGUUUUGAAUAUCAAAAUUGACAUAAUUAUUAUCUUUGG